AUGGAAUCAAACCUUGAAGCCAUAGUAGAAACAAAAAUAGAAGAGGAUGUCAGCUUAGAUAAUAUUUCACUUGAAGAUAAACCUCCCGAAAACAAUAUAAUCGAUACCAUUACCAAUACAGCAUCAAUGACUUCAUACGAAGAACUUAAUAAAAAACAUCAAAGUUUUGUUCAAAAAAAUCUUAAAAUGUCAACAGAUCUUAUAAAUUUUCGCAUGAAAAUUGAGGAAUUAGAAAAUGAUAAUAAUUCAAUUAGUAUUGAAAAGACUCAAAUAGUAUCAGAAUUAGAGAAAAUUAAAGAAGAACGACAACAAUUGGAAGAAGAAUGUCUUGGACUUAAAGGCGAUUUAAAAGAAGUAGAAGGUGAACGUGACAAGUUAGCAGGGUUGAUUAAUAUAAUGAAAAUUGAAUGGGAAAAACAAUAUCAAACUCUUAAAGCAAAAUUUCAAGAAUCAGAACUCAUACGAUCUUUUAUAGAAUCACGAGUAAACGAAUUACACGAGGAACAUAAUAAAAUACGAUCCGAAAGAGAUGAACUUAGAAACUCUCACGAAAAAGAAGCCGAAAAAUUGCAAACAAUCGAGAAUCAAAAGGCUGCUUUGUUAAAAGUAUUUGAAGAACAACAGAAUGGUGUUGAGAUGUCAAUGAAAGGGAUGGCCGCAGAAAGGGAAGCUUGGCAACAACGUGAAGCUGAACUUGUUGACAAACAAAUAGUCAUAAAAGAUACAAUAAAAAAAAAAGAUUCUGAGAUAAAUUCUUUGCGUAAAGAAGUAGAGACUUUAUUAACUGACAAACGUACAUUAAAACAAAAAUUAAUAGAAGCCGGUAAAGAAAAAGUAAUAGCUGAUGGACGAAUUCGAGAAUUAGAAUCUGUGAGAAAACAAUAUGAGAAAGAGUUAAUGAAAUUGAAGGAUGGAGAUGAUAGAUCUAUAAUUCAGUUAGAAUAUUCCAAGAAACAAAUUGAUAUGCAUAAAGCACAAAUUGUAACACUAACGAAAAAAUUAGCUGAAGCUGAUGCUGAAAAACGAAGAAUGAUGCAAGUAUUUCAAAAGACUAUGGAAACUUCGGAAAGAAAUAGUGCAAAUCUAAAAAAUGAACUUGAUUUAAUGAGACAAGAAAAAGAAAAUCUCAUUCGUAAAAAAUUCCAUGGAAAUUCGAUUAAUGAAUCGCUAUCGCAAUUGGAAACCAGUGACGGUCAAAUAAUUAAUAGUAAUGAUAAAAUUGAUAUAUUAGAACAACGGAUAGCUGGAUUGGAGAAUUCAUUGAAAAUAUCUAAUUUAGAGUGUGAUCAAUUGAGGGAAACACUAGCACAGGUACAAUUCAAGUAUUUAGAUGCAAUAAAUGACAAAGAUCAGUUGACACAAAUGAAACGUAAUUUGGAAAAGAAAGUAAAAUCAAUGGGAGAUCAAUUAGAAGAUGUAUUAGCAAAAAAUUUAGAACUGGUGGUUCAGAUAACUUCGAAAUAA
Molecule: messenger RNA, 1464 nt
Organism: Scutellospora calospora
Lineage: Eukaryota; Fungi; Glomeromycota; Glomeromycetes; Diversisporales; Gigasporaceae
Source: the annotation of a GenBank genome assembly